CUGUAGCCAGGCUGACUGAGAGUCACAGCUCUAUUGAGCCUUGUAUUCCUUUAGCCCUUAGCAGUAAUGAUUUUAUGAGCUUUUUUAAUGACAAAAUUCUAACUAUUAGAGGCAAAAUUCAUGACCUCCUGUCCUCAGAUAGUACCUAUCUGCCCUCAAACACAGCUGUAAGACCUGAUAUAUAUUUAGAUUGCUUCUCCCCGAUUUCUCCUCAACAAUUGACUGCAGUGAGUUCUUCAUCUAAAUCAUCAACGUGUCUCUUAGACCCCAUCCCAACUAGGCUACUUAAGGAAGUCUUACCUUUAGUUAACACUCACUUAUUAGACAUGAUCAAUAUAUCUCUAUUAACAGGCUAUGUACCACAGUCUUUUAAGGUAGCUGUAAUUAAACCUCUCCUAAAAAAGCCCACCCUGGAUCCAGAGGUGUUAGCCAACUAUAGACCAAUAUCUAAUCUUCCCUUUCUUUCAAAGAUCCUUGAGAAAGUAGUCGCAGACCAGCUGUGUGAUUUUCUCCAUGAUAAUAAUUUAUUUGAGGAAUUUCAGUCAGGAUUUAGAGUGCAUCAUAGCACUGAGACAGCACUGGUUAAAAUUACAAAUGACCUUCUGAUUGCUUCAGACAAAGGACUCGUCUCUGUACUUGUUUUAUUAGAUCUUAGUGCGGCGUUUGACACAAUUGACCAUCAAAUUCUGCUACAGAUACUGGAACAUUUAAUUGGCCUAAAAGGUUCUGCACUAAGCUGGUUCAAAUCAUAUUUAUCUGAUCGUUUUCAGUUUGUUCACGUUCAUGAUGAAUCAUCCUUACGUACUAAAGUUUGUUUUGGAGUUCUGCAAGGUUCUGUGCUCGGACCAAUCCUAUUUACUCUAUAUAUGCUUCCUUAGGUAAAAUCAUUAGAAAUCACUCUGUAAAUUUCCAUUGUUAUGCGGAUGAUACACGUAACUGCCUUAAAGACAUAAAAACCUGAAUGAGCACCAAUUUCCUUAUGUUAAAUUCAGACAAAAAUGAAGACUCUUUAUCUGAUGACAGAGUUUCUCUAGAUGGCAUUGCUCUGGCCUCUAGCGCUACCAUAAGAAACCUCGGAGUAAUAUUUGAUCAAGAUUUGUCUUUUAAUUGUCAUCUAAAACAAACCUCACGGACUGCAUUUUUUCAUCUGCGUAAUAUUGAAAAAAUUAGGCCUAUCCUGACCCGAAAAGAUGCAGAAAAAUUGGUCCAUGCUUUUGUUACCUCUAGACUGGAUUACUGUAACUCCCUAUUAUCAGGUAGCUCUAGUAAGUCUUUAAAAACUCUCCAGCUAAUUCAGAAUGAAGCGGCACGUGUACUAACAGGAACUAAGAAACAAGAAAUUCAAGAUCCUGUUAUAAUCAGGAACUUCCGGUUCCGGGUUCCACACGGCGUCCUCCGUCACUUCGGCUCUCAGUUUUAGCUUUUAAUUCUAGUUUUUAUACUAUUUUGAAAGACCUACAUUUAAUAUUCUAACUAUUUAAUGUGUGUACUUUGACCGGAUGGCCGAUCGUGUAUACUUGCUGGGCGUUUACUGUGGUUUAACACGACCGGACCUGCGUUGACAGCGUGGGAAAAUUUCUGUCAGCUGACUACGCUGCGCUUUCUCUGCUGUUACCACCGGCUUGUUUUAUCAACGAUGUGAAGCCCAUCUGCUGAGGAUUAUACCGGGUGUUGUGUUGCUACUGAAGCCCGAUCUCCGCAGCGGGCCCAGUUCUGGGCCCGUGCCGGUAUGUCCCGCUACUUGACGCCCUGCUCUGUCACUCUUUCUGUGGAUCACCACAGCUAACACCACUCCAACGCUGUGGGCUCCGAUCGGAGCCCCUGCGUGUAAGUGCCCAUUCCCUCACUGUUGGCUACUACGCUUAAUCUCUAAACUACCAUAACUCUGUGCACCUUUAGCCCGUGUACUGGCCUCCUCUCUAUCCUUCUCCCCCAGGAACCACACACCGCACACACAGCAUGGCUCCGCUUACCUCUCCCUCCAGCUGUGUCAGCUGCUCCCGCUUCGCCGAGAUGUUAAUGGAUACCAUCACCUUUGGCCCUACACAAUCUGCCUCCCUCUGUGCUUCUGGCUCUGACGCAGCUCCCUCUGGCCCUGAUGCUGCUCCUGAGACCGCUGAAGCUGCUCCUCCUUUGGUGCCAGCUGCCGCUGCUGCUGACCCCCCUCCGGACACCGUUUCUGACGACUCCUGGAUACGACACGGGGCCAGGCCCAGGGUCCUGACCAGUUCCACUCCAUCGGACCCUGAGCCCUGGUGCCUGGUCCCUGCUCUCGGUAGGAGAGGGAGGCGCUCCUCCCACGCGCCUCAUCACAACAUCCAGCUGGAGAAUAAGUUUGAACCCCUCGCUUUUCCUCCUGUUGAUGAGGAGCCCGAUCGUCCUCCCCCUCCUUCUUCAUCUCCGUCCCAGGGGUCUCACGGCUCACCGUCACCUCCGAGGCCCUCUAUCGCCAUACAUGAGCGCUCCUCUCUCCGCAAGACUCUCCGCUCCAUACCGCUGUUUACACCGGCACCGCAGCGCGCUCCCGCCCCCCUCUAUGUCGGUCCCUGUCCAGCCACUUCAUCGCUUCUGGUGAAGUCUCCUCCACCGACCGCUUCUCCCACCUCAUCCAGCCAUGAGACCCCACAUUCAGCAUCCCCUCGCCCCCUUUUUCCUCCGACUACUUUAAUCACUGGGGACUCAAUUACACGACACAUCCGCUUUUUUAAUGCCGUAACGCAUUGUUUCCCCGGAGCCACAGUCCCCGUCAUCCUGCAAAAACUCCCAGAUCUGCUGAACACAUUGCCGUCCUCCAUCCACAGGAUUAUUGUUCACGUUGGAAUAAAUGAUUCAUCACUUUGACACUCUGAGGUGACCAAAUCACAGUUCAGACAACUCCUACAGUUCCUAACCAGCACCGGCAAAUCCAUCUUCAUCAGUGGACCGCUCUCUCCUCCGGCUGUGGGAUAGAAAAGUUCAGCAGAGUCCUCCAGCUCCACACCUGUCUCCAGUCUGUCUGCAGGGCACUCAGUGUGGGCUUCAUAGAUAAUUUUAACUUGUUCUGGAAUCGCCAAUCCUUGUUAAAACCCGACGGUAUCCAUCCAAACAGACUCGGCAACUACAUGCUAAAAGCUAACCUGCAGCACGCUGUCCAAUCAUACCCACCUGACUGACUGUUUACUCACCUCACCCACUCACACACACAGGUCCCUCCCUCUUCUUCUACUGUGCCUUCUCAGUGUACCACUGUCUCCGUCUACUCCCCUACAGGCCCCUGCUGUCACUACACCCCUCUCCUGCUGCUUUCCCCAUUGCGACCAUUCUAACUGUCAGACCCUUCCGCCUUCAGUCCACUUUCAAAGUUGUAAAUAAAAAUAACCUCUCCUACAUAAAACUGAGUGCCCCUGUCUCCUCAUCCCACAAGCAUGACAACACCAAUACCAAUUUCGGACUGUUAAACAUCCGCUCACUCACGAGCAAGGGUCAGCUCAUACAGGAUCUUAUCAUGGACCAUAACUUUGAUUUUCUCUGUUUAAGCGAAACGUGGCAACCGCCCAAUGAUUUUAUUCCACUCAAUAAUUCCACUCCCCCCGGAUUUAUUUACAGCUGUCGACUGCGUGACUCUGGCAGGGGAGGAGGUCUCGCGAUGCUCUACCGUGAGAAGUGGAAAGUCCUGCCAGUUUCUACCCCUGCCUAUCACACAUUUGAGUCCAUCACCUCACAGUUAUCUGGCCCCACCCCCACCAUCGUUGCCACCGUGUACCGUCCCCCUAAACCAAAUAAGGAGUUUUUAAAUGACUUUGUUCAAUUCCUGACACAUCUUUCCACACUCUCUCCAAACAUACUACUCCUGGGAGACUUCAAUAUCCACAUGGACAAUACCAGCAACGCUCUCACCAGAAAUUUUACAUCUUGCAUUGACAGUUUUGGACUCCAUCAACUCAUCAACUUCCCAACACACUUAAAAGGACAUACUCUUGAUUUAAUAUGCUGUUCUGGUCUCUCUCCUGUCGACUGUAAGGCAAUUUCCCUCCCCUUUUCCGACCACAUGUUAGUUUCCUUCAACGCCAACCUUGCACUUUCCAAAAUCAAUCUCCCACGCACUAUUUCUUUCCGUAAUAUUAAGGACAUUAAUUUGGACAUUCUCUCUUCUGGCAUUAGCUCCUUCCCCAACGCAGACAGCUUUUCCACCCCUGAUGAACUGGUACUCCAUUACAACAACAGUCUUCAUAAUCUCCUGGACUAUCUUGCCCCACUUAAAACCAGAUCUGUCACUUUCACCCGCUCCUCACCAUGGUUCACUCCCGCUCUCAGACAACUUAAAUCCAAAGGACACCAACUGGAACGCCUCUACAAUAAGACUGGUCUCACUGUGCACAAGGAAAUAUAUCACAACCACAUUCCCCCCAAAAGGACUGCAUCUCACAGGCUAAAUCCACCUAUUACUCUGGUUUAAUCAACUCAAACGAUGGCAACUCAAGGGCCCUGUUUUCACUCCUCAGUAACAUUACUCAACCCCCGGACUCACUUCCACCACAGAUGUACUCUACUGCCUUUUGUAAUACCCUUCUAUCCUUUUUUACUGCUAAAAUUAAUAACAUCCAUCAGCAACUUGCUCCCAGCUCCUCUCACAAUUCAUCUUCCCUAUUUCCCCCUGUGUCCCCUUCGCAGUCACUCUCAGUAUUUGCUCUACCUUCCGUUUUCGAAACCACUGGUCUGAUCAAAAAAUCCAAAUCAUCAACCUGCCAAUUAGAUCCCCUUCCAACUGCUCUUGUUAAAGCCACCGUUCCCUCUUUGGCCCUUCUCAUCACGCACAUAAUCCAUUCUUCCCUCACCACUGGAAUUGUUCCCUCACCCCUCAAAA
This is a messenger RNA of Epinephelus moara (kelp grouper), 4843 nucleotides long. RefSeq lists its product as uncharacterized. Lineage: Eukaryota; Metazoa; Chordata; Actinopteri; Perciformes; Serranidae. Gene Ontology annotation, molecular function: catalytic activity. The record is from RefSeq and is a predicted model, not a curated record. Bases 3485 to 4435 code for a protein of 316 amino acids. The transcript is spliced from 2 exons.